Molecule: messenger RNA, 1171 nt
Organism: Hibiscus syriacus
Lineage: Eukaryota; Viridiplantae; Streptophyta; Magnoliopsida; Malvales; Malvaceae
Product: actin-related protein 4-like
Exons: 14
Coding region: 1-879 (292 amino acids)
Biological process (GO): regulation of transcription by RNA polymerase II
Cellular component (GO): NuA4 histone acetyltransferase complex; SWI/SNF complex
Molecular function (GO): chromatin binding
Source: RefSeq, a predicted model, not a curated record
AUGCGGCAUUACCAUUUUCCUCAUUUCCAAAUAUUACUGUCGGUUCUUACAUCAUUUGCAUCAGGACGUGCUACCUCUGUUGUUAUUGAUUGUGGUGGAGGAUCAACUAUGGUUGCCCCAGUACAUGGCGGUUAUGUUCUUCAAAAGGCAGUGUCUUCUUCUCCUAUUGGAGGAGAAUUUCUUACUGAUUGCUUGAUGAAAAGCUUGGAAAGCAAAGGCAUCGUGAUAAAACCAAGGUACUCUUUUAAGAGAAAGGAAAUACAACCUGGGGUGUUUCAGACUGUAGAUGUUGAUUUGCCACACACAACAGAAUCCUACAAGCUUUAUUCCCAGAGAGUGAUUGCAGGCGAUAUCAAGGAAUGUGUCUGUCGAGCUCCAGAUACUCCAUAUGAUGAAAGUUCAUAUUCAAAUAUCCCAAUGACCCCAUAUGAGCUUCCUGAUGGCCAGACAACUGAAUUUGGUGGUGAUAGACUCAAGAUCCCUGAUAUUCUGUUUAACCCAUCUUUGGCUCAGACAAUUCCUGGAGUGGACAAUUUUUCUGAGAUUUCAUCUUCUCGUGGCUUGCCACAAGUGGUCAUAGAAAGCAUCAAUAGAUGUGACGUUGACAACAGGAAAGAAUUGUUUGGCAGUAUAUUGCUUGCUGGUGGCACAGCAUCUAUGCAACAGUUGAAAGAACGACUUGGGAAAGACUUGCUGGAGGAAUCUCCUCAAGCUGCUAGAGUUAAAGUAUCGGCAAGUGGAAAUGCAACAGAAAGAAGAUUCAGUGUUUGUAUAGGAGGUAGUAUAUUGGCAUCUCUUGGUUCAUUCCAGCAAAUGUGGUUCUCCAAGUCUGAGUAUGAAGAAGAUGGAGCUUCAUACAUCCAAAGAAAAUGCCCUUAAGAUGAAGAAGAUGAUAGGCAUUUGCAUUUAUUGACAUGGUAAGCAAAUGCUAAGCCAUUCACAUAAACUUUUGUUUCUCCAUUUUGCCACUGGAGCCCAUUUUCAUUUUUUCUAGGUUAAGGAUCUACUUCUGUUGGACCCAAAAUCGUCCCAUUCGUGCUAACUAACUAUUCCCCGAUUGAUAUCGGUCAAUGUAAGAUAUUCUAUUUACAAGACUAUGAUGUUUAUUAUCAUCCUAGAUGGUGCAGCAUUCAUGGCUAUAAGGAAAGAUGAUUUUUUCUUCUUCUUUGUU